Molecule: messenger RNA, 1701 nt
Organism: Funneliformis caledonium
Lineage: Eukaryota; Fungi; Glomeromycota; Glomeromycetes; Glomerales; Glomeraceae
Source: the annotation of a GenBank genome assembly
AUGUCGGACGCAGACAAUGAAACUUCCCUUCCUAAGGAUGUUGAUACUUAUCUUAGGAAGUUAGCAGAGACUAAAGUGCCUGUCCCCGACAUAGAUUUUACAGUUCAUGAAAUGGAUGAUGGUAGCAAGGUAUCAACUCUGGAUCGAUUUUGUAAAGACGUCCAAGCACCCGCUGUCCAGAUACCUACAUCCGAGCUUUUCUUCUCAAAGGAAGAUUCAGAAAAGCCCGAUAUCGUGUUUUUAAAGGACCAUUUUUAUCGUGAGGGAAGAAUUUCAGAUGAACACGCUUUAUACAUUAUUAAUAAGGGUACUGAAAUAUUAAAAGAAGAAUCGAAUCUAUUAGAAGUGGAUGCUCCCAUAACAGUAUGUGGUGAUAUUCAUGGUCAAUUUUAUGAUUUGAUGAAAUUGUUCGAAGUGGGUGGUAAUCCUGCCGAAACUCGGUACCUCUUUCUUGGUGAUUAUUGUGUGCUUUAUUUGUGGGCUUUAAAAAUAUGGUACCCAAACACAUUAUUUUUAUUACGCGGUAAUCACGAAUGUCGUCACCUUACAGACUAUUUCACAUUUAAGCUGGAAUGUAAACAUAAGUAUUCUGAAAAUGUUUAUGACGCUUGCAUGGAAUCCUUCUGUGCACUUCCACUUGCUGCCAUAAUGAAUAAACAAUUUCUAUGCAUUCAUGGUGGUUUGUCACCUGAAUUGAAUACAUUGGAUGAUCUGCGUAAUAUUAAUCGAUUCAGAGAGCCCCCAACGCAUGGGUUAAUGUGUGAUUUAUUAUGGGCCGAUCCUUUAGAAGAAUUUGGACAAGAAAAGACAAAUGAAUGCUUUAUACAUAAUCAUGUUCGAGGAUGCUCGUAUUUUUUCAGUUAUCACGCGGCCUGUAACUUUUUAGAAAAAAAUGGAUUAUUGUCUAUUAUUCGUGCACAUGAAGCUCAGGAUGCUGGGCAAGCAUUUUUAAAAUUGAUGCUAUAUCAUUUAAAUACGAAAACUGUGUAUCGAAUGUAUCGAAAGACAAAGACAACAGGCUUCCCUUCAGUAAUGACUAUCUUUUCUGCUCCUAAUUAUUUGGAUGUAUAUAAUAACAAAGCGGCCGUUUUGAAGUAUGAAAACAAUGUAAUGAACAUUCGUCAAUUCAAUUGUACUCCUCAUCCUUACUGGCUACCCAAUUUUAUGGAUGUGUUUACUUGGUCCCUUCCUUUCGUCGGUGAAAAGAUUACAGAUAUGCUACUUGUAAUCUUAAAUAUUUGUAGUAAAGAAGAAUUAGCGGAUGAAGAACUUAUAUCGGAGCCUAAAUCACCAGAAACGCCAACAGCAUCGGCAGAAAGUUCAGAAAGGCGUCAAGUAAUCAAAAAUAAGAUUUUGGCGGUUGGUAAAAUGGCCAGAGUAUUUUCCGUUCUUAGAUUACCGUACGGUACUUUAGCUUUAGGAGCUGAAGGUAUCAAGAAAGCAAUCACUUCAUUUGAAGAAGCACGCCGGUCAGAUAUUGAAAAUGAACGAUUGCCUCCGACCCGACAAGAAGUUGAUGCAGCAGAACAUGCAAAAACUAAACAGGCAAUUGAUGCUGCCAUUGAAGAGGUGAAUCAAGAUAAAGAAUUAGCGGAGGUUGCAGAGGUCUUCGUUAAGGAAGACGAAAAAAGAAGAAGUUUAAAAGAAGCUACAAUUGUUGCUAAAGCAGGUGUUAUGAAUUCUUCACCUCCAUGGAUUUAA